UGCGGGCUGUUAAAAUUGCCACACAUCCAAUACAAUAACUAUACAUAUAAUAGCUACUUAAGAAUUUUUUUUUUAUCCAACUAUAUUUGUUUGUAAUUUAUUUAUAAGAGUACUUAGGUAAAUACUUAAUAACAAAGUACCGAUAUGUCUUCUUGAGUGAGUGGUAAUACGAUUGCUACUUAUUUAAUUUUUUAUACUUUUCGUACGAUGACGUGCCAUGUUGUCUAAUUCGCUGUUAUCAAGUAAUUACAGUGUCCUUGUAAGAAAGUAUUUAACAACAGUGAAUUUUAAUAAAAUUCAUCGGAAAAUUAUCAAGUGCAAUGAUAAUAUUUUGAUUUAUUUAACAUCAUAACAGACGUUAUGAGGAGUUAUCGUGAGUUGAUCUACAAAUAUUACGAAAUAUUUAAAAUGAACGUGUAGGAAUUUUUCGCAAUAUGGAAAAUCGUGGCUACCGGAAUCAAGUAAAUAAUCAACAAUCAUUUUGGAAAAAAAAUGCGCGAGCUGUUCCAGGAAGGCCGAGUUUGAAGCAAGACAACCGCCAACUAAAAAUGUCCAGCGCGAGUAACUUGCCAGGUGGCAAUGGAGGAGCGAUUGGUGCUGGCAGCAGUGCAGCUUCGUUCCGAGACUUCCAGGAGAGUGUCGACGACGCCUGGGACUCUGGAGAUGACGAGUUUUGCAUGGUUUCCGACGUAAAAAUAUCCAAACGCGUGAGUCAGUUCGCUGCGAUGAGCGUGAUUAACAGUCACCGCAGCGGCGAGGGUCGUAGUGACAACAAUUUAGCGAUUCAAGACUACCAAGUGAGGAAAACUCAGGAAAUAAUACCAGAAGAAAAAAGAAUGGAGGCGUUGCAGCGACUUGCUGUCCAACCGCUCCAUCUUCGUAAUGACCGCACCAACACGACUGUCGUGUGCCCAAGCAGUCGCAGUAGAUGCAACAAUUUACAAACAGGAACAGACACUCAGGUUAAAGAAAAAAUGGUAUGCUCGCCUUAUCGAGGUAACUCACAUUACCCAGGUAGACCUCAAGCUUUCAGACCGUCCUCGACGCCUUCUAGAUAUUUUGUACCAUUUAAGGAGCAAGACGGUGAAAGUAAAGUGGAUAAAUUUCAAAGUCUCUUGGACGCUUCGCUUCUUAAUUUAGACGAGUUACGGCAAUUGUCCUGGUCUGGAGUACCAGCCAAGUUACGGUCUAUUAUUUGGAGACUUUUAUCGGAAUAUUUGCCGGCUAAUUUGGAGAGACGUCAACAAGUACUGGAGCGUAAACGCUUGGAUUACUUGAGCCUCGUGAAGCAGUACUAUGACGUUGAAAGAGAUGAAGCUUUUCAAGAUACAUAUCGACAAAUUCAUAUUGAUAUCCCCCGAAUGUCUCCUCUGAUUUCGUUGUUCCAACAGAAGACCGUGCAACUGAUAUUCGAGAGGAUACUAUACAUAUGGGCGAUACGACACCCCGCGUCUGGUUAUGUCCAGGGCAUGAAUGACCUGGUAACACCAUUCUUCCUGGUUUUUCUGCAAGAAGCCCUGCCGGUUUCCGCUUGGCAAGACCUUGAGAAUUACGAUGUAGCCUCGCUGGACCAAAAACAAAGAGAUAUUAUUGAAGCUGACAGCUUUUGGUGCCUAUCCAAGUUUCUAGAUGGUAUUCAAGAUAAUUAUAUCUUUGCUCAAUUAGGUAUUCAACACAAAGUUAACCAACUAAAAGAACUCAUACAGAGAAUCGAUGCGCCGCUUCAUCAACAUUUACACCAACACGGCGUUGAUUAUCUCCAAUUUUCGUUUAGAUGGAUGAAUAAUUUAUUAACCAGAGAAAUACCUCUUCAUUGUACAAUACGACUUUGGGACACAUAUCUCGCCGAGUCAGAUCGCUUUGCAUCCUUUCAAUUGUACGUUUGUGCGGCUUUUCUUCUCAGAUGGAGGCGUCAUCUUCUCGCGCAACCCGAUUUUCAAGGCUUAAUGUUGAUGUUACAAAAUUUACCGACCCAAAACUGGACCGAUUCCGAGAUAGGCGUUCUCGUAGCAGAAGCUUAUAAAUUAAAGUUCACUUUUGCCGACGCACCGAACCAUCUUCAGGCCCACGAUGCCAGGUGACCAACUCUCAAUACGUACUCAGUUGAUCUGAGCGAUAAAGCAGUCGUAUUGGCCAAGUAAAUAUCGAAAAUAAAAUAUCAUCACCGUAAAUAUCAUAUAUUUGUGUUUCUUCCGAUUCGGAUAGUCAACUAGCCAAUCGUUAUUAAUUUCGUGCCGUCAUAAUAAUUUUUUUAAAGAGAGCAGAGUUUUUAUUAAUUAUUAUUAUUAUCAUUAUUACUAUAUCAUCUAUCGCCGUUUUUUAUAUUAUGCGUAAAAUUGGAUAAUGAAUUUGAUAUAUCAGUCCAAAUGUGUUAUAUUUUUAUGUAUAAUCUAUGUAAUUAUAAAAUAUUUUAUAAUUACCGUGAUUAUAUACUAUAUAUGUAAAUCAAUAAAUGAUAUUGUCGUUAUUGUAUUAUUAAUAUACAAACAA
Cotesia glomerata is the source of this 2490-nucleotide messenger RNA. RefSeq names its product TBC1 domain family member 22B (gene Tbc1d22). Gene Ontology annotation, biological process: activation of GTPase activity. Lineage: Eukaryota; Metazoa; Arthropoda; Insecta; Hymenoptera; Braconidae. Gene Ontology annotation, molecular function: GTPase activator activity. The record is from RefSeq and is a predicted model, not a curated record. The transcript is spliced from 7 exons. The coding region runs from base 435 to 2081 and encodes 548 amino acids.